Platichthys flesus (European flounder) is the source of this 1365-nucleotide messenger RNA. RefSeq names its product zinc finger protein 385B (gene znf385b). Gene Ontology annotation, cellular component: nucleus. The record is from RefSeq and is a predicted model, not a curated record. The transcript has 7 exons. Gene Ontology annotation, molecular function: zinc ion binding; nucleic acid binding. The coding region runs from base 62 to 1357 and encodes 431 amino acids. NCBI's taxonomy places the organism in Eukaryota, Metazoa, Chordata, Actinopteri, Pleuronectiformes, Pleuronectidae.
AAGUGGGUGUGGCGCAGUAGGCGGGGCAUUGCCAGGGCUGAUUGGGGCCACUGGUCCCUCAAUGAUGAUGAAACCGUUCCUGACCUACUCUGUCGAUACGACGUCGCCAGUUGGACUUUUUCCAAACUUCAACACGAUGGACCCAGUGCAGAAGGCCGUCAUCAAUCACACCUUCGGUGUUACCAUGGUGCCCAGAAAGAGACAGGUCAUCUCAUGUAACGUCUGUCAGCUGAGGUUCAACUCUGAUUCUCAAGCAGAGGCUCAUUACAGAGGCAGCCGUCACGCCAAGAAGCUCAAGUCUCAGGAGAACAAGACCAAGACCAAGCUGUCAAUCACCGCAGAGACCAAUGGGAGCUACUCCAGUCCCGCUGGCCCUGCCCCUCCCGCCUCAUUUAACAGCAUUACCAAUCAGCACACAGAAUUCUUAUCCAGCCUCACAGACUCCUCGACUCCCCUCAAACCUUUCCUCCUCCUCCCCUCUUCCUGCUCUCCUCCCUCCUCCUCCUCGCCCUCGUCCAGUAGAGCAAGCAGUGAGCCUCCUCCCUCCAGUCCACCCUCCGCUCUACCUGCUCCGGCCCUCUCUUUCUCGUCCUCCACCUCUUCUGCUUCCUCCAAAGCUUCCCCUCCUCUGCCUCCUCCAGCUCCUGUCACCUCGUCUUUGUCCCAUGCUCCUCUUACUCCUCCUUCCUCCCAGGAUGCACCUCUCCCUGCUGAAUCUGAGGAGGAGAAGGCAAAGAAGCUGCUUUACUGCUCCCUUUGCAAAGUGGCUGUCAACUCUCUGUCUCAGUUGGAGGCUCAUAACUUAGGUUCAAAGCACAAGACGAUGCUGGAGGCCCGGAGCGGCGCAGGGCCGAUCAAGGCCUUCCCUCGUCCCGGAGCAAAGCUGAAGAACGGCAUCAGCUUGGGAUUGAAAGGCUCAGGCCUGCAGAACAAAACCUUCCACUGUCAGAUCUGUGACGUCCACGUCAACUCUGAGAUCCAACUCAAACAGCACAUCUCCAGCAGGAGGCACAAAGACCGAGUGGCAGGAAAACCCAGCAAACCCAAAUACAGCCCUUACAACAAACAGCAGAGAAACACUCUCACAAAUGAGUUAGUGAAGCCCUCCCUCUCUCCUUCCUUCCUCUCCACAACCUUCGCUCCUCCGCCCUCCACCCUCACCACCUCCAUCUCACUCGCUCCCUCCUCUCUCUCAUCCUGUCCCCUCCUCACGCCUGCCUCCUCACCCCUCACCCCGACUAUCUCUCUCCACCCUCGCCUUUCGGCCUCCUCGUCCCUCUUCACCGCCUCCUUCCUGCGUCCGGCCCCUGGACCAAUGAGAGCGGGCCAAGGGUCAAUUCUCUUCACGCCAUACUGACAACAGAG